UUCACCUUCCUGAUUACUUACAUUUCCGUGCGGUUUGCCGUCGGAUACGGUCUUGAUGAGGAUUGUCAAUCCAGAAGGUGUCAUUACAUAUUGCGUGACUAUACCUUAUCUGGUGACAUACUUGAGCGUGCAGCUCGUUCAAAAUGUUACCAAUCGCUUAUAAAUUGGUUGAUCGAUCAUGGUGCUUCUUUUCAAGUGGUUCCAGGUGGUAUUGAUCGGCUCUGUUGCGAAGCAUUCGAGCAAGGCGACUUUGAAAAGUUUCGCUGGCUGUUCUCAAAAGGAGCGUGUUUAUAUACUUUGGCUGAAAUGGUGUUCAAAGGUCCUGGACUUGAUGGGCCAAGGUCGCAUGAAGCUCGCCGCUCUAAAUUGCCUCUGUUGAAAAGGGCCCUGAAAGAAGGAGCAAGACCUUGUGGCUCCCACGAGGGCUUAAAACAGAAUCUAAUCUUGCGUCGAAGAAGUCGUUUAGCUAGAUAUGCAGCUUGGAACACAUCAUCUAAGCACGUGGUAUCUCAAGCGAUCAAGUUGCUGAAGGACUGUGUUGCAUCCCGCUCAUCCCGAUCCCAAUUCCAUCACCUUGCUGAUAUGGAAAAACAAGAUUUGACCACCGUUCAUGGUCAAAACCAUGACGUCAUUUCCCUUUAUAACUAUAGCUAUCGGGAGUUGUUUUAUUUACAGAUGAUUUGUCUUCUAUUGAACUUGCUCCAUCAUUAA
Messenger RNA from Aspergillus vadensis CBS 113365, 711 nucleotides. RefSeq lists its product as uncharacterized. Lineage: Eukaryota; Fungi; Ascomycota; Eurotiomycetes; Eurotiales; Aspergillaceae. The transcript is spliced from 3 exons. The annotation marks the transcript as partial. The record is from RefSeq and is a predicted model, not a curated record.